This is a messenger RNA of Vespula pensylvanica (western yellowjacket), 896 nucleotides long. RefSeq lists its product as uncharacterized. The record is from RefSeq and is a predicted model, not a curated record. The transcript is spliced from 5 exons. Bases 156 to 896 code for a protein of 246 amino acids. Lineage: Eukaryota; Metazoa; Arthropoda; Insecta; Hymenoptera; Vespidae.
CACAUCCAUAUAUGUGCCUACGAUACUUGGAAACGAUCAGUAAUCUUUGAACAUCCCUCGCACGCGAUCGUCGUCGUAUAAAGGAAUAACGUCGGUGACAUAUUUGAUAUCUAUAAAAUAUUAUAUAAAUCUAUAAGAAUCGAUAAAAUAACGUCAUGUUUAUGAGCAUAGCGAUAAAAAUAAUAAUAAGCAUUUUAACCGGAACUUUUUGUGACUGCAGCGAAACAGUUUUAAAGGAAAAAUACAAAGAAAAAAUGUCAACUUCAAAGAGUACGAACGAACCUCCCCCCACGAGACCUCCUCGUAAACCUCGAUAUGAUGCUCGAAGGUUCGAAAUUGAGGAAAAGUCUCCAUCGAUUUCAAAUCGAUGGACUACGAGCGAAUCGUCGAUCGAUGAUCGCGCUAUAAAAGUAGUAACGGCACAGAUCGAAAGGCAACCGAAUGGGCAACCACCAAACUUGUUGAGAUCGGUAUUGCUUUUGCGCGAGGCCGAUCAAACGUCGGACGAGUUAGAGCUAAAAAUGAUGUCACCGAACGAUAAACACGAUUAUACGGAAAAGACAUUGACGAGGAAAACGCUCAGCAUGGUAACGAGCGACGAAACCGAAACGUUCUACUUGGAUAUUCCACCGACGUCGUCGUCGUCGCAUUUACCUCGCACAGAUACGAAUACAUCCACGUCCACGAAAAUCUAUCGUCCAACGCAACAUCCGAAAGACUUCGAUAACGGACAAAUCGUACUACAAAAAUAUUUUCUAUUUUUCAAUAAAUCGGAUAAAUCUCUCCAUACGACAAACUUGUCGACCACGGACUACGCGAAUUUGGAAGGCGAAGAAUAUUUGACGAAAAAGGAGAGACGAAAAACAUUGUCGAAGCUCUUUCAAUGUCACAAGUGA